CCCACUUUCUUAUUAUCUGUUCUUCUUAGCCUUGUUCUUUAAAACAAUAAAAGUCAACGUGUAAUACAAUCAAAAUACAAUCAGUAUCUAAACCAAAAAUUAGUAGGAGCGUAUCAGCUAAUAAAUGGAAAGUAUUUGACCCGAACCGUGUAUAACGGCUAGAUUAUCACCGAACCUAAGGUUUGUGUUUGCUCUGGACUAUAACAAACCCUAAGUGAAAAGGAAAAAAGGAAACUUGAAUGUCAAACAAAUAAAUUUAUAUACCUGCGUCUCGCGUCUCCUCUCAAGUUAAAAACACAAUUGCUCUGCAUUUUUUUCAAUUCUCUUCUUCGAUUUCUGUCUGCUUCGUUUGCCUCUCUGUUCUCUUCUUCUUCCUUUUUGAGAUUUCAUUAUUCAUGUGUUGUUGCAUCUGCUUGUUGGAUUCACCCUAAUCUUUGGUGUGAUUCGUUGGUCUGGCCUAAGAACGACUCAUAUAUACAACGGCUCUCUCUGUUCACUUAAAAAGCAACGAAGAAGACGAGAGAGAUCACACACACAAGCCUCACGUCUUAAUUUGUUUGCCUGCGAUGAUAAGAUCUAUCAUCCACCGUAGAAACAGAGACAGAGAGAGAGAUAGACGAUUCGAAGGACAUGUUGCCGGGAUUUUAGGCUUCGAGAGUCAUGAUGUUGGAGGUUCUAUCCGGCGAUGGGGGUGUCGAUAGAUUGAGGAGGUGGAGCGAUCAGAGGAUUUUAGGCUUCGGGAGUCAUGAUGGUGGAGCAAUCAUCGGAGAUUGGCGAUGGAGAUGGCGAUAGAUUGAGGAGGUGGAGCGUAUUUUCCGUUAACGGAUAAAGAUGGCAUGUGCUCUCAGAGGCCCAAUAGAAACAAUUCCAGCCCAUCAAACAAUGACUAGCCCAUUGCCAGGUCGAAGGCAACACAAGAGAGAAAAAAGCGUUGACUGUUUGACUAUUUUCAAGUCCUACAGUGCAAGCAACGAAUAAAUAGUCCUUCUCCUUGCCUUUACUCUUUAGUGGAGCAUCGACAAAUCAAAACCCUAGAACCUAAUAAAAAUCUCCAGAACAGAGGAAAGGAGUCAGCAAUGGAGCUCGAACUGGGAUUAAAGAUCACGAGAACAAGAGAAGAUAUAUCGUCCUCGGUCGAUUUUCGCUUCUCCAAAGACCCAUUUGGUCCUCUGGUGCUUUCUCGAGAAACCGAUUCGAGAUUCAUCAUCAUCAUUCAUCUUAAAGGAUUCAAAAAGGAAGGUAUUGAAAUUGAUAUAAACGAAGAGGGAAAUAGGAUUACAAUUAGAGGAAGAAAACCAGUGGAAGAAAUGGUUAUGAUUAGAUGGAUGGCAUGGAGGAAAGAAGUGGAAUUUAGUGUUUUCAAGAAAGUUUUUAGGAUUCCUGAUACUGUCGAUUUAGACAAGAUUAAAGCGAGGUUUGAUGACGAUGAUGCGACUCUUACGAUCACAAUGCCGAAAAGAGUAAAAGGAAUCUCUGGAUUUAAGAUUGAGGAAGAAGAAGAAGAAGAAGAAGAAGAAGAAGAAAGAGUGGAUGUGAGUGAAGCUGAGCAUAAAGAGGAAACAGAGAAGGGGGAACUAAAGGAUGAUUACUUAGAGAAGAGUCACCAGAUUGAUGAACGUAUAGAAGAAGAAAAAGGAUUGGCUGAUUCAAAUAAAGAGAGUGUGGACAGUAGCUUAAGAAAGCCUCCGGACAUUGAAGGAAGAGAAUGUCAUGAACAGACAAGACAUGAGGAACAAGAGAAUAAUAAACAACUGGUUCAAGCAGAGAGUGAUGAUAGUGAUGAUUUUGGAUCCAGAGCAUUUGAAGAGAUUGAAGAACAAGAAUCUGAUGUUUUAGAUAGAACAAGUACAAGUGGAGCAAUGGAAAAGGAAAUGACUGAUGAUGUUGGUGAUGGCUUGAGAAAGGUUCAAGGGAUUGAAGAACCAGAGAGACACAAUGAAGAAAGCAAGAUUUCAGAAAUGGUGGAUGGAGAAACAAGUGGUCAUGAGAAGAAAAAAGUUGUAAAGAUGGAUAAAAAAAAUAGGGAUGUCAAAGAAGAGGUUGAUGGGGCAAUGGGAGAAGGAUUCAGACCAAACAUUGAUAGAACACAAGUAGUUGGUGAUGAUGAAAUUGCAGAAACUGAGAAAAAUGAUGAAGAGUUUGAAUCUGAUAAACUAGAAGCAGAUGAGGUUGACAAGAUAAAUGAAGGGGGAAAUACUAAGGUGAGAAGACAUAGUGAAGACAGAAACUUAAUAAAGCUUCAAGAGAAGGAAGAACAACAUUCUAAGGAACAAAAGGGACACAGCAAAGAAGAAAAUAUGAAAGAAUUGGUGGAAGAGAAAACUCCAGAGGCAGAGACAACUAUAAGGAAUGAUAUUCUAGGACCAGGCCAGGAGAUUGAAGUACCAGAGGUGGAUACGUUAGGGAAAACAAGUGAUGAAGGAAAGGAGAAGCAGAACAUUGUAAAGAAGGAAAUUAAAAAUGGAGAUGCCACAGAAGAAAUUGAUGCGAAAAUGGGCGAAGUUUUUGCAUCAAACAUCGCAGAUACUGGGAUGAAUUCUGAGGAUUUUGAAUCUGAUAAACUAGAAUCAGCAGAUGAGGUAGACAAGAUGGUUGAGAAGAAAGACAGGCAAGAGGAAAAUGAUAAGGUUGGAGCACAAAGUGAAGACAUUAGCUUGACAAAGCUUCAGGAGAUUGGAGAACAACAAUUUCAGGGACAAAAGAGACAUGAUAAACAAGAAAAUAUCAAAGAAUUAAGAGAAGGGCAGGCUUCAGAGGCAGAGAAAAAUAUUAAGAAUGAUAUACUGAAACCAGUUCAAAAGAGAAGUGAGGGAAAACACAAGAUCCAAAAAACUUUCCAGGAGGAAACAAAUAAGCAGCCAGAAGGGUACAACGAGAAAAUUAUGGAGACAGGGAAAAAGAUUAAUGAAGAUGGCACAAGAAAGGUUCAAGAGAUGAUUAGACAACAAGAAUUGGAUGAACCGGCAAGAUCAGAGAAAGAAAACAGGAGUCGAGAACUGGUGAAAAGCAAAACAAAUGAUGAAGAGAAAAAGGAGAAAGAAAUUGCAGGAACGGAAAGAAAGGAGAAAGAGUCAGAUAGACCAAAAAUACUCAGGGAACAAGAAGUAGCUGAUGAAGUAGCUGAAGAUAAGACCAAAUUUUCAAUAUAUGGUGAAGUUAAGGAGGAAGAAGAAAUUGCAGGGAAGGAAAAAGAAUUUGGUAGUGAUGAUGAUAUUGCAAGAAUAGUUAGAGAUACAGAACAGCUAGAUUCAAAUGCAAUGAAGGGACAAGAAGAAAAAGACAUGAUUCAAGAAUUAGUAUUGGAAGAAAAAGUAUGUGAUGGCGGCAAAGGAAUCAUUGCAGUGGCAGAGACAAAAGCUGAGAAUAAUAAGUCAAAAAGAGUUCAAGAGACUGAAGAACAAAAACUGGAUAAAGAAGAUACAUGUGGAAAACAUUUUCAGAAACUUAUAGAAGGAGAAAUAAGUGAUCAUGGAGAAGUUGAAGAUGUGGAGAAGGGGAAGAAAAGAACAGAAGCAGAGAAGAGAAUCAAGGAUAGAGCUAGAGAAGCUGAAGAGAUCAAAGAAAAGGAUUUGGGUGUAUCUGGAAGAUAUAUUAAAGGAACCACGAUUAAAGAACUCGUUGAAAACAGAGGAAUUUAUCGAAAUGAACAUGAAGAGAAGAAGAAGGACGACGCUAACAGACCGGAAAAGAUAACAGGUACAAUCAAACAAGAAUUGGUUAGUCUGAAUAGCCAACUAAGGCAAGAAAAUGUUGAAGAUGGAGACAAGACUCAAGAACUGGUGGAAGAGAAAAUAAAGGAUUGCGAAGAAGAAGAGGGCAGUGAAGAAUCAAAGAUCAAAACCGAUGAUGUUGUGAGGAAGGUUCAAGGUAUUAAAGAAGAGGAGUUGUAUAAACCAAAAAGGGAACAUGGAACCAAGAUUACAGAAUUGGUAGAAGAGACGACAGGUGAUUAUGAAAAACAAGAAGAGAAGGAAACUGCAGAGUCGGACAUAGAAGCUGAGUGUGGUAGCUUAAGAAAGGUAGACGGUAUUGAAGAACAUGAGUUGCAUGAACCGAAGAUACACAAGGAACGCGAUAAUAACCGAGUAACUGGGGCAAAGGAACCAAGUGGUCAAGAGAAAGGGGAAAAGGAGGAGAAAAUUGUAGAGUCUAUGACAAUAACAGAGAAUGACAACUCCAUAGAUGUUCAAGAGACUAAGAAAGAACGACCUGGCAGGCUAGAGAGCCAUGACAAACGAUACAAAAUUCAAGAAUUACUGAUGGAAGCGGGACAUAAUGACCGUAAAGAAGAAGAACAAAACGAAAAUGUGACGGCCGAGGUAGAACUGGAAACUGAAAGAGUGAGCUCCAAAAAGGUUCAAGAGGGAAAAAUGGAAGAUGACAAUUCAGGCAAGUUUCAUGAGUUUGAAGAACGAAAAUCAUAUGAAGAUUGGACACAUGAGAAGCGAGAAAAGAGAAAAGUUUUAGUUGAAGAAGAAGAAACUUAUCCCAAAGAUAAACACACUGGUGGAGAAGACCAUAAUGACCAUAAAGAAGAAGAACAAAAAGAAAACGUUAUUGCAAAGGCAGAACUGAAUACUGAGGAAGAUAGCUUUAAAAAGGUUGAAGAGAUUGAAAAACAGGAUCAUGGUGAAUUGAAGAGAUCUAUGGUACAAGCCAAGAGGCAAGAAACAGAGGAAAAAGAUAAAACUAGAGCAAUGGAAAAGAAUGAGACUGUGGAGAGAAGGAAACAAACUAAAGACGGUAGCUUGGGAAAGCUUCGAGAAGGUGAAGAUCCGGAAUUGGGUGGACAUGAGAGACGUGGGGAAGAAGACAGGAUCGAGGAGUUAGUGGAAACAGAAAUAAGUGAUCACAAAGAAAAAGUAAAGAAAAAAGAUGAGGAUUAUAUCUUAAGAAGCCAAGAUACUGGCAAAGUGGAUUUAGGUGAACGUGAGAGACGUAGUAAGCAGAGAAAGAUUCAUAAAUCGGUGGAAGACGAGAUAGGGGAUCAAGAAGAUGAAGAUGCAGAGGAAGCUGCAGCUGUAGUGUCAAGAAAUGAGAAUGGAAGUUCAAGAAAAGUUCAAACCAUUGAAGAAGAAUCAGAAAAACACAAGGAACAAAACAAGAUCCCUGAAACAAGUAAUCCUGAAGUGAAUGAAGAAGAUGAGGAAAGAGUUGUCGAGAAAGAGACAAAAGAGGUAGAAGCACAUGUCCAAGAACUUGAAGGAAAAACAGAGAAUUGCAAAGAUGACGAUGGAGAAGGAAGGAGAGAAGAAAGAGGCAAACAAGGGAUGACAGCUGAGAAUAUGUUACGCCAAAGAUUCAAGACAAAAAGUGACGAUGGUAUUGUGAGAAAGAUUCAAGAGACCAAAGAGGAAGAACCAGAUGAAAAGAAAAGUCAAGAAUCGAGUAGUCAUGUGGUAAAGCUGGUGGCUGAAGAUGGUAGCCUUAGAAAUGGUCUAGAGUUUUCGGAAAAGGAGUCAACUGUGUCAAAAAUGCUGAAAUUGGAUGAAUCAAAAGAGAAAGAGGAACAUAAGAAGAUCCGGAAACCAACGGAAGAGAGAUCGAAUGCUCCUGUAAUAGAAAAACAAGGAAAUAAGAAAAAUGCGGAGGAGGAGAUGCAAGAUAAGAUUGACAGAAGAGGUAAGAAUCAAGAGAUUAAAGGACAAGAACCAUAUGGGGUUCUAAGAAAUGGAGAGCAUGACAAGAUCACAGAAUAUCAUAGAGGGGAGGAAAAGGGAACAGCUGAGAAUGUUAGCUCCACAAAGAUUCAGCAAACUAAAGAUGAGUUAGAGAAACCUCGGAAACCAAGUGAGAUUUCAGAAAAUCACAAUAUCCAUGAAUUUAUGGAUUCAAGCCAGUCUCAAGAUAUUGAAGAAAAGGGGUCAGAUCAGGCAGAGAAGUAUGCAAAACAAAACAAAAUUCAAGAAGUAAUGAAUGAUGAGGACAAAAAAGAGGAAUAUCAUAUAAGUGAAAGAGUGCGGAACGAGAUGGCGAAGAGAAUUCUGCAGGUGGAGUCCAAAGCUAAUGAUGGUAGCUCAAAAAAGAAUGAAACUGAAGGACAAGAAUCUACGGGAUUGAGAGGGCGAAAGAAAAGGGAAAAUCAUCAAGAGCUAGUGGAACUAGAAACUAGUGAUCAGAAGAAAGGAGUGAAAGAGGAUGAGGUUGUUGGGAAAGCAGAGAUAAUAGAAGAUGAAUAUGAUAGCUCAAGGAAGAUUCACGAACAUGAAGAACGUAUGUCUGAUAAACUAGAAAUGCAUGGGGAAGAAGAGAUGAGCGAAAAACUUGCAGAAGAGGAAACAAGUGAUGGUGAAGAAGCUAAAGAAGGAAACAGAGCAGGGAAAAAAAGCAGAGAUGAUGGCUUUGGAAAGGUAAGAAAGAUUGAAGUACAAAGAAAAGACAAUGACCAAUCAUUUGUGGAAAAGGAUACAAGUGGUAAAGCAAAAGAGAAUCUUAACGAUGAAGAACCUACAAAGACAGAAACAAAAGCCACAGAUAAUGAAUCGAGAAAGAUUCACCAGAUCAAAGAACAAGGGACAAGUGAACAAGAGAGACUUAAAGAACAAGGAAGGAUCAAAGAAUUGGUGGAAGACAGGACACAUUUUUGCAGAGAAAAAGAGAACAGAGAAACUGAAUACGAAGAUGGUAGCUCAAAAAUGAUUCAAGAGAUAGACAAAGAAGAAUCAAUUGAACCAGUGGAUAGAGAAACAAGUGAAGAUGACGAAGAAGAGUUAGAAAUCGAAUUUGAAGAUGAAGAAGAAGACUGGGAAGCUGAAGUAAUUCAAGAAACAGAUUCAGAUUCAGAUAAUGAUAAAAUUAGACAAAUAAAAAGAAUCAGAUUAGGAUUCAGGUUAGUAGGAGGAUCAACAUUGUUUAUGUCACUUAUAGUCAUAGUUAUUAGUAUCAUUCGUUCCAAGAGAAACAUAAGAUGUUACAAGUUCUAA
Messenger RNA from Arabidopsis thaliana (thale cress), 6923 nucleotides. Its product is annotated as HSP20-like chaperones superfamily protein. The record is from RefSeq and is marked reviewed. Bases 1077 to 6923 code for a protein of 1948 amino acids. The transcript is spliced from 3 exons. NCBI's taxonomy places the organism in Eukaryota, Viridiplantae, Streptophyta, Magnoliopsida, Brassicales, Brassicaceae. Gene Ontology annotation, cellular component: plasma membrane.